Molecule: messenger RNA, 1722 nt
Organism: Serendipita indica DSM 11827
Lineage: Eukaryota; Fungi; Basidiomycota; Agaricomycetes; Sebacinales; Serendipitaceae
Source: the annotation of a GenBank genome assembly
AUGUUUCAAGUAGGCGUUAUGGAUCCGCGACGUCGAGAUCCCAGGCGUGCGCCUCCCCCGGCCGCAGCAGCUCCUGUAGAGCAACAAAACUCGGAUACGAACCACUCGCAGGGUGUAUCAAAUGCCGGCAAAGACGGCGCCUCUAUUGUAAAUGGGCUUUCAAAGCGGACACAGAAAAGACGACCUGUUUUCUGCGUCGUUUGUGCAAGUAACCAGAAUCGCUCCAUGGAAGGACACAACGUGUUGUUAAAAGCCGGUUAUGAUGUUAUUUCAGCAGGAACUGGAUCCCUAGUGCGCCUUCCAGGGAGAACUGUUGACACACCAAAUGUGUACCAAUUCGGAACUCCGUAUCAGAAGAUGUGGGAAGACUUACAUCGUCAGGAUCCUGCACUUUACGAGCAGAAUGGACUUCUCCAGAUGCUGGAUCGGAAUCGGAAUAUCAAGACGGCGCCUCAACGAUGGGCGGAUACUCGAAAAGUGGUCGACGUAGUUAUCACGUGCGAAGAACGUUGCUUUGAUGCUGUAUGUGACGAUCUGCUGCAAAAGGGAGGAGAAUCGAACCGCUCGGUUCAUAUAAUUAACGUGGAGAUCAAGGAUAACCAUGAAGAGGCUCUCAUCGCCGGUCAAGCUAUGCUCGACCUUGCAGCAGCAAUAUCCAAUGCUGACGAUCUUGACGAGGAGAUGGACGGCAUCACUCGGGACUUUCAUAUGUACUCUGCCCUCAAUAGCAGCCUACCUUUCUCGAUUACCUGCAUUCCCGUGAAUCCGGCCGAAGCGCCGGUGGUGUCAGUUUUUCAGUCGCUUCCUCUUCCGCCACCCAGCUGUACGAUGCAAAACACUAACCCCGACAUCUCAGAGGUGGAAAAUGUUACCAAAGAACUCAGUCUAAAGCUGUCUGAAGCUGCUAGUGGACCAGGGGCAUCUGCUUUACCCGCUCAGUACCGCGAGGGACUGGGAUUCCGUCCCAAGUCUGGCUUGAGCACACCACAAAUUAUCCAGGACGAAGAAGCAAGAGCAUUCGAGUCCGAUUCCAGAUCAAUAUGGACUCGGUUGGCCAGGUCUUUACCCUUUGCAGCCGAUAGAGAACGUAUUGAUCGAUUGUUAGCAAAAUCGACACUUUCACGGCUACACUCCACCCAAGAGGAACGCCUCCAGCGAGAGGCAAAAUUGGCAGCAGCGGUCCGGACGCUGCUCGAAUGCAUUGGCGAAGAUCCGGAUCGUGAGGGAUUGCAGCGUACCCCCGCGCGGUAUGCGCAGGCAUUAAUGUGGAUGACAAGAGGAUACGAGGAGCGCCUCUCCGACGUAAUCAACGAUGCAAUAUUCGCAGAGGAUCACGACGAGAUGGUAAUAGUGCGAGACAUAGACGUAUUCAGCCUAUGCGAGCAUCAUCUGGUACCAUUUACCGGCAAGAUCUCUAUUGGCUAUAUUCCAAACAAACUAGUGCUGGGGCUCUCAAAGCUUGCACGAAUAGCUGAGACCUUUAGUCGAAGACUACAGGUUCAGGAGCGUCUCACCCGCCAGGUUGCCAUUGCCGUACAAGAAGCGAUCAAACCACAAGGGGUGGCCGUGGUAAUGGAAGCGACUCACCUGUGCAUGACUAUGCGCGGUGUGCAAAAACCAGGCUCGACGACGGUAACCUCGACAAUGUUGGGCGCAUUCCGAACAAGGCAGAAAACAAGGGAGGAAUUCUUGACUCUCAUUCGCUCUCCGAGCCGAAUCUAA